AUGAAUUCCUUUUCACCAAUAUAAAAAAUUUCAAUGCCUACGCCUUUGAAUCCCUUACAAAAAGAUGAACUGAUAGAUGAAGACCCUUUGCUUCUAGAUGAAAAUUGUAAGGAAAUCAAAUUUAAUGACCUUCUUAUUGUACUUAACUAUCAUCCAGACAAAGAAGUCACUUAAAUUAAAAAAUAAGUGUUGAAAUGUUAAGGACUCAAAAAUAUUGAAUGGAUGAAUCCAUCUCUUGACUUAGAAAAUGCUUAAAAUUUAUCAAAUAAAAAAUCUAUAUUAAAGAGAACUAAUAAUAGAAGAUUAUAAUGA
Paramecium sonneborni is the source of this 312-nucleotide messenger RNA. The record is from the annotation of a GenBank genome assembly. NCBI's taxonomy places the organism in Eukaryota, Ciliophora, Oligohymenophorea, Peniculida, Parameciidae.